Messenger RNA from Clunio marinus, 399 nucleotides. NCBI's taxonomy places the organism in Eukaryota, Metazoa, Arthropoda, Insecta, Diptera, Chironomidae. The record is from the annotation of a GenBank genome assembly.
AUGUUUGACGUUCGAGCGGGACAAUAUGAGCCCGGAAACUAUUCAAACAUACAAACACAACAGCAGCAACGUUCUAAUAUCACACAACGCGAGGGGAUUGCAAAGUUUGAAAAUGAACGAAUUAAAACUCUUCAAGAAGAACGUUUGUACAUUCAGAAAAAAACAUUCACGAAAUGGAUGAAUUCCUUUCUGGUCAAGGCAAAAAUGGAGGUUGAAGACCUUUUCGUCGAUUUAGCUGAUGGUGUGAAACUCUUAAAGCUGCUCGAAAUUAUUUCAGGCGAGAAACUUGGCAAGCCGAACAAUGGACGCAUGAGAGUUCACAAAAUAGAGAAUCUGAAUAAAAGUUUAGCUUUUCUACACACGAAAGUAAGUGAAGCCAUUGUUUUAGUGUUAACUUAA